AGGUUGACGCACAAAAAACACUGGGGUAGGGUUAGGGAAAGAUCACGGUUUGGGUUAAAAUGAUCACUCUCGCGAGAUCUUGCGCUUGUUUGGAAUUACCAUCUAGACACCACCGAAAGUCACUCGUGAGAAACAGUGGAAGGGCAUCAAUGAAACACACACAUAUAGGCAUAAACUGGGAUUAAUAUGCAUUAACCAAAGCUGUUGCAAUUCAUAAAACUAGCAGUUCGUUACACUGGAGGUCCGCGCUGGUCGCUGCCUAACGCCAGCUGAAGCAUGAUGCAUCCAGAACGGCCUAGAACAGGCUUCGCCCUGCGGAGACGACAGGCAGAUUCAGCCCCCCAGGGCACCCUGAGCACCGGCCUACUGCAGGGCCUCAUCCAGAGCGCCAGGCCUCUUUCCUUCUGCUUCCUGCUCCCCAGGGUCCAUGCAGCUGAUGUGGCUGCUGCCCAGCCUGCACAGAUGCCCUCUCCUUCCUCCUCCUCCUCCUCCUCCUCCUCCACCAGUCUUGCUCCUGCACCCAUCCCCACUCCCAGCACUGUGCCAAUCAACAUGGGCAAGCCAGAAUUCCCAGACACAGGAUGGGACCGCAUCAAGGACCUCUUUGAGAGAGAUGCCACACAUAAGUACCCAGAGGAGCUGACCAACGUGGUGAAGAGCGGGGUUGUCGCUGCAGUAGCAGGCCUGAUCUACGGAGGCCUGCCAGCAGCUCGCCAUGCCAGGAAGAGGUACAUCCAAGUCAGCCAGGCAGAAAUCUACAACAGUCGUGUGGAAGCAGUGCGCUCAGCCCAUAACGCAGCUAUCCGAGGUUUCUUGAGAUACGGAGUGAGAUGGAGCUGGAGAGUGGCCGUAUUUGUCACCUUGUUCAAUUCUGUCAGCACAGGUCUGUCUGUGUAUCGAGAUAAGUACGCCCUCAGCCAUUACGCAGCCGCUGGAGCUGUGACUGGAGGCCUUUUCAGACUGAACCUGGGCCUGGGAGGGCUGGUGGCAGGGACCAUCAUCGGAGCAGUGCUGGGGAUUCCCACUGGUGCUUUGAUCAUCAGCAUGCAGUCGCUGGCAGGAGAAACGGUCCGAGAGAGGAGGAGGAGAGAGCGCAGGGAGCUUUAUGAGCUCAGACUCGCAGAAUGGACGGCCCGUCUGCAGUUGACAGACGAGUUGAUCAGCGAUCUGAACGUCAGCUCUCAGGCAGAGGAAACCAGUAAGGACAUGCAGAGGAUCCAGGAACUGCUCAGUUUACCGCAGAACGAGGAUGUCGCUCAGGACUCAAAGAGCCAGCGACAGUAGCUGCCUUACUGCCUGUUAUCUGUCGGACAUUUGAAGGUGGGACUUCACACACCUCUGAGGAUAAAUGGGCCACUCUCUUGCCUGGACUUCACACAUCUUCUCUCUAACUGAAUGGAAACUGCUUCAUAUCUGAAUUCAAAGACACUGUUGUUGUUUCACCAACUACUGAAAAUAUGCCCUUGAGAGACAAUGGUUAUACUGGUUGUUGAGUAGCUACGAUAGGUGUGUGUGUGAAACAGGUUGUCAUUGGGGGGCAAACAGAGAAUACAUCAGCAAAAUUUUACAUCAAGUCUUUCACUGAAUGUGAAGACCACAUUGACAUUAUAUGGCUGCUAAAACAGGUCUUGAUUUUAAUUUAAAACAGUGUUUCAUUCAAAUUUAACUCCUGAUCAAGAUGAACUUGUUAGAGCAUAGAGGAAAAAAGAUUGACAUGUCUUCCAGGUAUCAACAAAGUCCAUACUGUCAUUGGGAUUAUUAAUCUUAAAGUGGACUCCAUGUGGAACACCUGUCAAUGGUGGUCAAAUAUUUUUAGAUUGUUUGUCCAUAUAUAUAUUUCUGUGUGACAGAAAAUACACGGUGAUGACGCACAACAAAUGUGAUCCAAAGUCAAAAUGACAAGUUGCAAUUGUGUGAUAUACAACCUAAUAAAACGUCCUCACUUGAUCUCAA
Thunnus maccoyii (southern bluefin tuna) is the source of this 1953-nucleotide messenger RNA. RefSeq names its product translocase of inner mitochondrial membrane domain containing 1 (gene timmdc1). NCBI's taxonomy places the organism in Eukaryota, Metazoa, Chordata, Actinopteri, Scombriformes, Scombridae. The transcript is spliced from 8 exons. The coding region runs from base 277 to 1284 and encodes 335 amino acids. The record is from RefSeq and is a predicted model, not a curated record. Gene Ontology annotation, cellular component: mitochondrion.